AUGAAAUCAUAACUUCUGGUUGCCUUUGCCAUUUAGUUAUUGCUUUUGGUAAAUGCUGAUGACAAUUGUAAUUUUACUAUAGAUUAAUUAAAUAACUAAGUAUUAAAAACUAAAAUUAGUUCAUCAUGCAAUAACUGCUUCACUUCAGAUGUUAAAUUGACUAUCUAGUCAAAUACUUAAUAAAUCAUCUCUCUAAAAUUAACUGCUAUCGAUGCUAGCGAUCCUGUGUAAUAAACAACGCUAAAACCAGCUGAAAAAUCAUUAACAAUAAAUCCAUUCUUUUUGAUAUAAUAUUAAUCUGGAGGAACUUACGAGGCUUUCAAUUUCAUGACUACCUGUCAAACAAAAUAGAUAAAUGGAAAUCUUGUUUAUAACUUAGUUUUUAAUGCUAAAGUAAAUGAUAAUUACUAAUUUUUUGAAUUAAAUAACGGGUAUACUACUAAUAGCCUAAUACUCUAAAGUUUAUCCUACGUAGCUUUAGUCCUUGGUGUGGCUUUAUUAUUUUGA
Messenger RNA from Tetrahymena thermophila SB210, 507 nucleotides. RefSeq lists its product as hypothetical. NCBI's taxonomy places the organism in Eukaryota, Ciliophora, Oligohymenophorea, Hymenostomatida, Tetrahymenidae. The transcript has a single exon. The record is from RefSeq and is a predicted model, not a curated record.